Messenger RNA from Brettanomyces bruxellensis, 2442 nucleotides. RefSeq lists its product as uncharacterized. The record is from RefSeq and is a predicted model, not a curated record. Lineage: Eukaryota; Fungi; Ascomycota; Pichiomycetes; Pichiales; Pichiaceae. The transcript has a single exon. Gene Ontology annotation, biological process: ribosomal small subunit biogenesis. Gene Ontology annotation, cellular component: nucleolus. Gene Ontology annotation, molecular function: protein binding; RNA binding. Bases 1 to 2442 code for a protein of 813 amino acids.
AUGAAGGUUAGUACUUUCAAAGAGGCGAAAAAGAUUGAAUCAGAAGAAAACUCGGAAGGAUAUGAUACCAUGGAGAACCCUUUUGAUGUUGAUGACGAUAAUAUUCGUUAUUACGCCAAGAAAUUAGGAAUUAAUCCCAAGAAGGGUCUUCAUAAAAAGGAUGAUUAUGAUAGCUUAGGUGGUCUUUUAGAGGGACUAGACUUUCUAGAUAGAUACGAUGGUCAUGAAUCAAAAAAUUCCAAUGUUUCAGAUCAAAACAUUUUGGAUCAAUCUAUGGAGAGUGAAAUGGAGUCUGAAAAUUAUGAUAACAAUAAUAGCAGUGAUCAAGAAGGAGAAAGUGAUCUAAAUGAGGAUGUGGCCGAGCUUCAAUAUGACGAUAACCUAAAAGAGUACGAUGAUGUGGCGAUGGAUUACUAUGCAAAAAAAUUGAAGAUUGAUCCAAAAAAAGGUCUCAAAAAGGAAUUUGAAGGAGAUGAACUUGGAGGACUAUUAGAUGGGUUAAACUUCGAUCUAAGAUCAAAUACUAUUAAAGGGCAAUCUGAGUCUGAAGAUAUUCAAAAUAAUUCCGAAAAUUAUGAAAGUGAAGAUGAGGAUGAAGCUCUUGAACUUGAGAGUACAGAUAAUGAAUCAGAUUUGCAAUAUUCUGGGGAAGAAAGGCCAAAGGAGAAUCCUUACGUAGCUCCAACUUCGCAGGAUCAAAAUGAUGAAAAUAAUGGAUCGGGAAAAUACAUUCCGCCAGCUUUGCGAAAGAAAAUGUUAUCACAGAAUGAAACUGAAUCAAAGGAAAUAAUUGAAUUAAAAAGAGCAAUUAAAGGACCAUUCAAUAAGCUUUCUGAACCUACAAUGGGAAAUUGCAUAAAUGACAUAGUGCAAAUAUACAGUGAUCAUCCUCGCCAACUCGUUAAUGAAGCUAUUGUUCAGAUUAUUCUUGAGGCUGUUCUUGUAAACACCCCGUUAAUGGAAUCUUUUUUAAUACUAUAUGCGGCAGCAAUCGUUGCAAUAUACAAGCUUCAUGGUAUCGAUUUUGGAGCAUAUACAAUUCAAACUCUGGUCGAAAAGUUGAGCACAUCUAUUCAAACUGAAUCCGGAGACUCUACAUCUAAGGAGCAAGCAAACCUUAUUGGUCUUAUUGGAUUUUGCUACAAUUUUAAUCUUAUGAGUGCGGGAUUGAUCUAUGAUAUCAUUUCCAAAAAGCUUUUAAAGGACACAGAUGGAAUGAAAGUUGGAAUUCUUAUGAAAUUAAUCCGGACAUGUGGACCAAAACUUAGAUCAGAUGAUACAACAGCAUUGAAGCAAAUUAUUAUUCAGUUAAACGAAUCUGUAACACUACAUGAAUCCCAUGGUCUCAAAACUUCCACAAGAACAAAGUUUUUAGUCGAAACUAUCACAAAUUUGAAGAACAAUAAGUUAAAAUCAAUUGAAAGUGAGUCUACAUCAGCAAUUUUAAUUCGUACCAAAAAACAGCUAGGUAGAAUCAUGGGCCGUUCGCUUGCUGAACCAAUAAAGGUCAAUUUAGAUGAUAUAGAGCAUAUUAAAGAUCGAGGGAAAUGGUGGCUUGUUGGUUCGGCCUGGAAAGGAAAUGAUGAUGCAGAAAAUUUACAGAAAAGUAAGGAUGCAUCUCGGGACUCUGAUCUUGACGUGAAUGAUGAACUUGGAAAGGAAGAAAUCAAUUGGUUAGAAGUUGCUAACCAACAGCGUAUGAAUACUGAUGUCAGAAGAGCAAUCUUCAUAUCUAUCAUGUCCGCCUCUGAUUAUAUGGAUGCAUAUGUUAGGUUGGAUAAAUUGGGGCUUAAAAGGACACAAAAAUUUGAAAUACCAAAUAUAUUGUUACAUUGUAACAUAAUGGAGGUUGUUUUUAAUCCUUACUAUGCAUUUCUUGCCAAGAAACUGUGUGAAGAUCAUACUAUGAGAAGAACCUUUAAAUUGAAUCUUUGGGAUCUCUUAAAGGAACUGGAUAAUGGUAAUGAUGGAGGUACAGGAUUACUUACCGAUUCUGUUGAUGACAAUGAAAGAUUAAGCGGAAUAUUGAACUUAGGAAAAUUUUAUGGUUUUUUAAUUGGUACAGGAUCGGAGCCGCUUAAUAUACUUCACACGGUAAACUUUUUAGAUGCCUCAUCAGAUGUUAGGCUCUUUAUGGAGAUUCUUCUUAUUACAUUCAUCAAUAUUGUUGGGAAGAACUCGGAAAUUAAAGCAUUUGGAUCGGGAACAGUAAAAUCAAAUGUGAAAGUGAAGGAAAUGAAAUUCAAUGACAAAAUCAUUGUAAGUAGGCUUUCGAAAUGUAAAGAACAACCUUUACUUUUGAAAGGAUUAAGGUAUUUCUUGCAAAAUAACGUUAAAGAAAGCAACUUAAUUGAUGGAAAACGACAAAGAAAAAGAGUUGACUGGGGUGUUGACUCAAUUUGUGAUAAUAUUGAGGACGUCCUUCGAAAGGAACUUUCUUGA